Messenger RNA from Pseudocercospora fijiensis CIRAD86, 651 nucleotides. RefSeq lists its product as uncharacterized. The record is from RefSeq and is a predicted model, not a curated record. Lineage: Eukaryota; Fungi; Ascomycota; Dothideomycetes; Mycosphaerellales; Mycosphaerellaceae. The transcript is spliced from 2 exons. Bases 1 to 651 code for a protein of 216 amino acids.
AUGGAAGCACCACCCAGACCGCUUGCCGGUCUCGACUACGAGACUUGCACGCUCAAAGAACUCCAGCUGUUUUUCAAACAGCGGUCAGCAAAAGAGCUGCCCGCAUACGAGAGACAUGACAAGCGAUUCGUCAUCCGCUGUCUGCGACUUCUGGACGACAACUUCACCUUCCGAUUCAUGGAUCUGGCCGGAGAGCUGCGCAAUAUCAUCUAUGAGCGUCUGCUUCUCUACAACAGAAAUAGACCAGCGCCUCUCUAUCCCGAGAUACUUCGAGUCUCGAGGCGUUGUCACGCCGAAGGACUGGGAAUCCUCAAGCAAGAAUGCUCACCCAGUCUAGUAUUCUCAGGCAUCCCCCAAGAAAUCCAAGACACCCUCUCCCACAUCUCCCACCACUCCACAGGCGGCACUCCUCUCACGCGAUGGCUAGAAGCCGACGCCAAGAUCAAAGAGGCCUCCGAUCUGGUCGUUCGGUCGAAGCUCCGCAUCCCCUGGCUGGUAGUCGUCCAAUCCGGGUGGAGGAAAACCGCACCACAGGCUCCUGAAUCUUUGAUGAUUGAUAUGCUGGGCAGAGGAGCGGAGAGGUGUGGGUGCCGGGAUCUUCAACGCAUGUUUCAGUUCUAUCUUCGCGGGUUUGCGCGCAUGAGGUCGUGA